This is a messenger RNA of Sabethes cyaneus, 1968 nucleotides long. Its product is annotated as nose resistant to fluoxetine protein 6-like. Gene Ontology annotation, molecular function: acyltransferase activity, transferring groups other than amino-acyl groups. Bases 1 to 1968 code for a protein of 655 amino acids. The transcript is spliced from 4 exons. The record is from RefSeq and is a predicted model, not a curated record. NCBI's taxonomy places the organism in Eukaryota, Metazoa, Arthropoda, Insecta, Diptera, Culicidae.
AUGCGAUUAAUUUUCGGCCUUGUGCUCGCGCUGGCCUGCGUUGUUGGAAGGAGCCAGUCCUCCGCCGUGGUGGAAAGGUUGGAAAGAAUUCCGUUAGAAUUCGCAACCUUUCUAGGUGAUUUUCGGUCCAGUAAUCACACCGUGGAUAUUAGCUACUGGAAGGAUCAGAACUGCGUUUAUGAUUUGCAACUGUUUGGUCUUGCACUGCAGGAAGAACAACCAUGGGCCUUGAAUGUUUACGAUUUGUGGGGCAAAAUGCCGGCCGGAUUACUACAGGGAAAUUAUUUCACACCGGGUAAUUUCGAGCGGUGCCGCCAUUUGGCCACCAAAUUGUUCGACGGCCAACACUGCACUGUGCAGUUCGGUUUCGAUUCUAUGAAACUUCCCCUGAAUCCACUUUGGUUGGGCAUUUGUGUUCCUGAUUCGUGCGAACCGCGGCUGGUCAAAAGUUUAACGAAUUAUUUCGCGCAACAGUAUGGGUUAGAUACCGUCGACGAUUACAGCCAGGCGGAGUUCUGCUACCGGGAGGAGCUGGGUGAGGAGUUUGGUGGAGUCACUAUCAGUGCUAUUGUCGUAUUGAGUUGUAUUGCGGGGGCGAUUGUUAUGUUCACGGUAGUUGAGGUUCUUGGCAUGCUGCUGAAGCUGUCAAUUCCACAAUUCCUGAAGGAUCUUUCACUGUACAGCAACCUGGCCAUGCUGUUCAAAACCGAGCCUAAAGCCGAACAAAAAACCGACACUUUGGACUGCGUAUAUGGAAUUCGCUCGCUUCUAAUGUUGCAGAUCAUAGUUCAUCAUGUUCAUCAUGCUCUGAGCACCAUUCCGGUUACGGACGACAACGCCAGACGGGAGUACUUCGACGAUGCAGGCGGAAUUAUUAGCUAUCGUGUGACGGCCCUAUGUGCGGACAUGUUCCUAGUGCUAAGUGCAAUGUUACUCACGUACGGUAUCAUGAAAGAGCUGACGCUCAACGCCGGCAAGCUGAACGUGUGGAAGCUUUGGCUGCAUCGAAUUGUUCGAAUCUUUCCCGCCUAUGCAAUGUUGGUCUACUUCUGGAUCGCUUUCGGCGAGUACUUCGGCGAAGGUCCACUUUAUCGGCAUCUGGUGCAGCCGACGGUCGACGCUUGCAACGAUCACUGGUGGUCGGCAAUGCUGUUUGUGCAGAACUACGUCAAUCCGGAUCGGCUGUGCAUUGCCCACACCUGGUACCUAUCGAUCGACAUGCAGCUGUACAUCAUCACUCCGCUGCUGGUGUACAUCCUGUGGAAACUGGGUCCGCAGUUCGUUCCGGGGCUAGCCUUCCUGAUGCUGGUUUCCAUGGCCUGCGUGUUUGCAACCUUCAGCGGUAACGACUUCUGGCUGACGCCGGAAAUGGACCCCGAACGGGAACAGCAUCGUUUGCGGUCCACCUACUACGCGACGCACGCCCGGAUGUCGGUAUGGUUUUUCGGCAUCGCUUUCGGCUAUUUUCUGUUCCGCACGCGCGAAAAGCAGGUCAAGUGGUCACCGGUAGUGCUAACGGUGGUGUCCAUUCUGAUGACGGCACUGGCCGCGGUCAUUAUGUACGUUACGACCGAAAUAUACAAGACGCGUGGGGUGUCCGUAGCGGGUGAUGCGUUCUACGAGACGCUGCAUCGGGUUGCCUGGGUCGGUACCCACAUGUGGCUUAUCUUUAUGUGCGUCAACGGUUACGGUAGUGUGCUGGACAGCUUCCUAAGUUGGGCCCUGUGGCAACCGAUUGCUCGCUUGUCCUAUUGUAUGUAUUUGAUCCAUUACCUGGUCGUGGUGGUCAUCUUGGGAGGAAUCGUCCAGGAGCCGCUCUUCUUCAGCACGGUCAACGUGCAGUAUAUGACAGUGGGAGUAGUCGCGAUAACCGGAGCAGCGGCCCUUGUCUGGGCGCUAUUUAUCGAGCGUCCAUUCUUGGCUAUAGAACGAAACAUUUGGCAAUGGGUUGGUAAAUUACAACAAUAA